Molecule: messenger RNA, 2147 nt
Organism: Gopherus flavomarginatus (Mexican gopher tortoise)
Lineage: Eukaryota; Metazoa; Chordata; Testudines; Testudinidae
Product: probable N-acetyltransferase camello
Exons: 3
Coding region: 252-1154 (300 amino acids)
Molecular function (GO): N-acetyltransferase activity
Source: RefSeq, a predicted model, not a curated record
GCUCCAGUAGCGGGAUUGUAGCUUCCAAACCCAACUGCCCCGAACCCCGCUGUCCGGGGCAGCAGCCCCCCCCCGUCACAGGGGUUCCCUGGGGCACAUUGCUGGUAGCUCCUUGGUGCAGUGUCCUUCAGCCAGGGGGUCACCCCAGCCGCCUCCCACAGAGCCCAGCCUAGGGGGGAGCCGGGGUCCCAAUCCUGGGACACUGCAGCCACUGGUGCAGGCUCCUGUAAUGGCCUGUCCUGGGGCUUGAGAUGUCUCCAAGGGCUUGGCAGGGCCCAUGGGUGUCCAUCUCAGGGUGUGACUGUACCGCGUUGCUGGGGCGCUGCCAACAGCCAGCCCUGACCCAUACUGGGACCCCGCUGGAGCCGCCUGUCAGUGUGGGGGCGACUCCUAAUAGCCACAAAGCUCCAUGUGAGAGGAGAGGAACUGAGGCUCCAGUCCAUUGCCUUUCCCAGCUCAGAUACAAAUCGGGGAAAGAACAGGGCACCAUGGCAGACUAUCGGAUCCGCGAGUACAGAGAUGAGGACUAUGAGGUGGUGCGCGAGCUGUUUGCCACUGGGAUGAGCGAGUACGUCCCUGCCCUGUGCGUGCACGUGCUAAAGCAGCCCUGGGUGAUCCUGGUACUGGCCUGCACCUUCUGCAUCCUGCUCACCAGCUCCAAGUCCCUCCUGCUGCCCAUCCUGGCCAUCACGCUGCUCCUGGCUACAGGGCGGCAGCUGCUUGGCUACUUCUGGACCAUGUAUAUCGAGCACUGCUUGAAGGAGGACCUGCUGGACAUCAAGACGACUUACAUGGGUAGCAAGGGCUCCUGCUUCUGGGUGGCAGAAGCAGAUGAGUGUGUGGUGGGCACCGUGGCUGCCAGGCCGUCUGACGAUCAGGAGGGGGAGCUGAUGCUGAAGCGGAUGUCAGUGCGAAAGGACUACCGGGGGCUGGGCGUUGCCAAGGCGCUGUGCCAGGCAGUGAUCUGCUUCGCCCAGCAGCAGGGCUGCCGCGCUGUGGUGCUGAACACCCUGAUGGUGCAGGAUGAGGCCCGCCUGAUGUAUGAGCACGUAGGCUUCGCGAAGUACCAUGACGAUGUGCUGCCCACCGUCUAUGGGAGACUGGCCAACGUCACCAUCUCCAAGUACAGGUACAGCGUCCCCCGCAGGAGCUGACUCUGCUCUGCUGCCAAGGGCUGGAGCCAGUAUCUCCUGUUCCCUCGCCCCAGAGCAUACAGAGUGCAGAGGGUGAGACGUAGCUGACUGGUCACCUUGCAGAGUGCUCCCCUGAAGGAAGUGGUGUCUCGCUCUUACUGGCCUAUGCUACCGAUGUCUCAUUGCUCUGUGCAGUGGGGGAGAGCCGACCGGAUCUGCUUUGGCCUGUUGCCUGGCUGCCUUCUCAAGGCGCAGACUGUGUGUUUCUCAGGGAACUGGCCUGACAGACACACCGACAUUGUCCUGCUGACCUCCGGCCUUGUCUGCACCAAGGGCUGGGAGCUGGGCCCGGUGCGUUCGAGGCCUUCUCAGUACACUGCCUUGAUGCAGCAGUUCAGACAGGUUCCUCAGGUUGAGCGUGCUGGGCUCUGUUGUAGUCUGCGUGCACAGGAAACUCGCCCAGCCUCGGCAGGGAGGUUUCCAUGCUCACCACUGGGACGGGAUGACUGCAGGGUGGAUUGUGGUGAGAUGCUGGUAAAUCACUGGUUCAAACCCAGGUCACGUGGGUGGAUUCAACACCAUUCCCGUGUGCAUUGUGUUCUUUCAGUAGCCUUUGAGGAGACCAAGCGGUCUUGGGGUGGGGUAUCACAGCUGGAUCUAACUGGAUGGGGUGUCAUCACCAUCAGAAGCCCUAGACUGAGUGGACCGUGGGGACUGAAGUCCCGUCCUGUUUGGAGGAACCUCUUUGUAAGCAGAACCUGUCUCCACCCCUGUUGGAAGAAGGUUCAUCCAGCCUUUCUUCCUAGCAUCAAAUCCACCUAGAAAUCUGAACAGGCGUUUGUGUCGUUCUCCCCAGCAGGCUGCCUGUGGGCCGGAGUCCCUCCAUCUGGCACUCAGCUGAGCAUGCUGCCUAGGCAGCGGCUCCAGGGCUGGGAGUGUCAGCUCUGGGCCAGUGCUGCGUUGCCGUAGUGUUGGUGGUGUGGCACUUUGGUGAAUAAAGAAAUUGCUACAUCA